Nicrophorus vespilloides is the source of this 801-nucleotide messenger RNA. RefSeq names its product protein rolling stone-like. Lineage: Eukaryota; Metazoa; Arthropoda; Insecta; Coleoptera; Silphidae. The coding region runs from base 1 to 801 and encodes 266 amino acids. Gene Ontology annotation, cellular component: membrane. The record is from RefSeq and is a predicted model, not a curated record. The transcript has a single exon.
AUGUGUAAGUGGAAACCAUUCCGAGAAGAGUUUACUAUAUCUAGACUGAAGCUUGAGUAUAGUUAUGAUGAGGAUUUCAGUGUAACGCGAUGGCAGGCGACGCGACGCGUCGACGAACACUACCUCAUCUACAGAUGUUUGCACUUCAUGUGUUUUCUGCUCACGGUUUACGUGAAGUUACGUUUGACACCAUCCGAAAAACUGGUCAUAUCUCUGGUGUACUUUACCUACUGGUCGUUUGGGAUCAAUUUCGCGCACAGCAUGUUGGGCUUGUUCGCCGUCUGCCGAGCUUACAUCAAGCAGCAGGAUGGCAAACCGGAAGACCAUAACUCUAGAUUCCUGCAUAAAUGCUACCUGAUUUGCUUUAACAUAUCGAUUUGCUUCGCAAUUUGUGUGGUUUUCGUGUUUUGGUUCGGUGUGAGAUAUAUGAAGGAGGAUGACACCAUAGACACAAGCAAGUACUUUCAUACGUGGACCGCUAUAAUCGUCGUGAUGGACUUCUUCGUCACUUCUGUCCCGAUCUACUUGCUACUAGUCGUUCCAGCACAGGCUAUUGGCCUGAUAUACGCCAUAUUUAACUUUGCGUAUUGUAAGAGCGGUGGCCAGGAUUAUUACGGGAACAAUUACAUUUAUCCAAAGUUCAAAUGGAACGAAGACACGCUGGAGCCAAUCCUAUACACGGUUCUUACGUUGAGCCAAGUUCUUCUAGUACACUUGUCCUUGUUCGGAAUGCAUUUGGUCAAAGUUCAUUUCUUUCACAUAUGUUAUAAAGAUAAUAAAGAAAGACGCAGUUUUGAUUAA